Molecule: messenger RNA, 1437 nt
Organism: Pelobates fuscus (common spadefoot toad)
Lineage: Eukaryota; Metazoa; Chordata; Amphibia; Anura; Pelobatidae
Gene: SAV1
Product: salvador family WW domain containing protein 1
Exons: 5
Coding region: 187-1350 (387 amino acids)
Biological process (GO): hippo signaling; apoptotic process; negative regulation of cell population proliferation
Cellular component (GO): cytosol
Molecular function (GO): molecular adaptor activity; protein binding
Source: RefSeq, a predicted model, not a curated record
UGCGCACUGCCGAUGUGCUGGGAGAAGUAAAGUUUGAGGCUCUCCGGCUGGCGGAGGGAUCGGGGGGGGAGCUCGGGUGAUGUGGCCGCAGACUCGGCGGUUGAGGCGGUGGGAGAUCUAGUUCCCGGGGAGUGAACAUGCCGCCUGGAGCCGCUGCCUGAAGCAGGGAGUUCCCGGGCUGAGGGAAUGUUAUCCAGAAAGAAAACCAAGAAAGAAGUGAAUAAACCGGCCGAGGUGCAGGGGAAGUAUGUGAAGAAGGAGACCUCCCCCCUGCUGCGGAAUUUGAUGCCCUCCUUUAUACGCCAUGGUCCAACCAUCCCACGACGAACUGAUGUCUGUCCCCCUGAACCAAAGCCUUCCCAUUACACCCCGCCAGGAGAUGGCGCUGUGUCCAGGAACCAAAGUUUUUUACGGACUCAUAUCCAGAGAGCACCACAAGAAGUCAUGCGCAGGGAAAGCAACAGACUUUCCGCUCCUUCCUAUUUGGUCCGGGGACUGGGUGAAGUGCCCAGGGAAUAUGGCAACUCUUCACAGUCCUUUCUAACUGAGGUUAAUUCUGUGAGGGAAAAUGGGGAUGGUAAUGCCAGAUAUUAUUGUUCAGAUCAACAGUUUGAUGGACAGAGGAGGAGGCAAGUUGAUCGUGCCCAUGACGAAUACAGAUAUUAUGAUCAUAACAGUGACCAUGUACAGAGGAUUAUUCACGGACAAGGAAGGCCACAAGCAGGUAUUGGACGAAUAGCGGCUACAUCGUUAGGAAACUUAACAAAUCACAGUACUGAAGACAUGCCUCUUCCUCCCGGAUGGACUGUAGACUGGACUAUACGGGGAAGGAAAUAUUACAUCGAUCACAACACAAACACUACACAUUGGAGCCAUCCCCUCGAGAGGGAAGGUUUACCCCCUGGCUGGGAACGAGUGGAGUCAGCUGAAUUUGGAGUGUAUUAUGUGGAUCAUAUCAAUAAAAGAGCCCAGUAUAAGCACCCGUGUGCACCAAGCGUUCCCAGGUAUGACCAGCCACCUCCUCUCCCUCCACCCAUUACUUAUCAGCCUCAGCAAGUCGAAAGGAGCCAGCCGCUUCUGGUGCCUGCAAAUCCAUACCAUACAGCCGAGAUCCCCGACUGGCUUCAGGUGUAUGCCCGUGCUCCUGUGAAAUAUGACCACAUUUUGAAAUGGGAACUAUUCCAGUUGGCAGAUUUGGACACGUAUCAGGGUAUGCUAAAAUUGCUUUUCAUGAAAGAACUGGAACGAAUUGUUAAGCUGUACGAAGCUUACAGACAGGCACUGCUCACAGAGGUGGAAACUCGGAAGCAGAGACAGCAGUGGUAUGCCCAACACAACAAGAACUUCUGACAACUUCUAGGAGUUCCGUAAAGCCCCACCUUGUAUUUUAUUUUAUUGCUUUUCCGGAGUGGAAGAAAGUUGAUUUUAUUUAAUAUU